AUGAGAAGAAGAAACGGGAUGAAAAAAGUAAUACUAAAAUUUGUUCUUGGACCUGUUGUAGCUGGAGCCAUACUCAUGACCAUUUUCAUUAUUUGGUUGCUGAAAUAUCGAAAGCGAAACGACCAACUUAUUCCUUUAACCGAUUGGAAUGGUCAAUCACACAAGAGAUUUUCUUACUAUGAAAUUGUUCGAGGGACUAACAACUUUGAAGAAUCGAAUUUGAUUGGAAAGGGAAGCCUUGGUAUGGUGUAUAAGGGGAAAUUUGCAAAUGAGACAGUAGUUGCUAUAAAGGUUUUCAAUGUACAAGUACAAGAUGCAUUCAAAAGGUUCGAUUUGGAGUGUGAAGUUUUGCGCAAUAUUCGCCAUAGAAAUCUUGUUAAGGUGAUUAGUAGUUGUGCUAAUCUUGAUUUCAAGGCAUUGGUGCUAGAGUACAUGCCUAAUGGAGAUCUUGAUUAUUGGCUUUACUCUCACAAUAAUUUCUUGGAUUUAGUCCCAAGACUGAAAAUUAUGGUUGAUGUGGCUUGUGCCUUAGAGUAUCUACACAAAGGUCAUUCACUUGUUGUGGUCCAUUGCGACUUAAAACCAAGUAACAUACUUUUGGAUGGAGACAUGGUUGCCAGAGUAAGUGACUUUGGUAUAUCAAGCUUGACGGCGCAUGAUCCAGUAGCGUUAACCAAGACCUUAGGCACCAUUGGCUACAUGGCACCAGAGUACGGGUCACAAGGGAUAGUGUCAACAAUGGGGGAUGUUUAUAGCUAUGGUAUUUUAUUGAUGGAAACCUUCACAAGAAAGAAGCCAGUAGAUGAUCAAUUUGUUGGAGAGCUUACAUUGAAGAGAUGGGUCGCCGAAUCAUAUCCUCAUAGGGUCAUGGACAUUGUGGAUGUCAAUUUAUUUUCAAGAGAUGACGAUAAUGAACAUUUGUUAGCUACUGAAAGUUGUUUGAGAUCAGUAUUGGAAAUUGCUCUUGAAUGUACCGCGGACUUGCCUCAAGACCGAAUUACCAUGGAUGACGUCCUUGUAAGGCUCAACAAGAUCCAAACUCUGCACAAUAAACCUUGA
Lycium ferocissimum is the source of this 1059-nucleotide messenger RNA. Its product is annotated as probable LRR receptor-like serine/threonine-protein kinase At3g47570. Gene Ontology annotation, biological process: protein phosphorylation. Bases 1 to 1059 code for a protein of 352 amino acids. The record is from RefSeq and is a predicted model, not a curated record. Gene Ontology annotation, molecular function: ATP binding; protein kinase activity. The transcript is spliced from 2 exons. NCBI's taxonomy places the organism in Eukaryota, Viridiplantae, Streptophyta, Magnoliopsida, Solanales, Solanaceae.